Phlebotomus argentipes is the source of this 987-nucleotide messenger RNA. RefSeq names its product 26S proteasome non-ATPase regulatory subunit 10-like. The record is from RefSeq and is a predicted model, not a curated record. Gene Ontology annotation, molecular function: protein binding. Bases 1 to 987 code for a protein of 328 amino acids. Lineage: Eukaryota; Metazoa; Arthropoda; Insecta; Diptera; Psychodidae. The transcript has 3 exons.
AUGAGGGCAUUGCCGAUGGAUUUGUCUGCUGAAAUCACCCGCCAAAGUUUAAUGGCAUCACGCAAAUUCCUCCCCACCCAUCGUCCCUUCAUGGGCACACAGUCUGUCGGAAUGCCUCGGAAAUUCACCCUCGAGUCGCGCACAAAUUCUAUGUCAAAUCUCAAGGGAGGCGUGAUUGCUCCUCAUUGGCCUCCACUGGGCCACGAAGAAGUACCUUCGCUUGACAAAUUUUUACUCCCCCAUUUUUCACUGAUAUUUUUAGGUUUUUCACUAGUAUUCCCUAUCAAAAUCAUGGAAACAUUGAAAUUGUACGAAUUGGCACAGCAAGACUUUCAUGAGCUGGAGAUUUUGCUGAGUGAAAAGCCAGAAUUCACUGCCACGAAAGACAGCAGUGAGAGAUAUCUUCUGCAUUGGGCGGCCUUGGGUGGUCGAGUGGAGCUGGUGAAACUCCUUCUGGCCAGGGAGACAACAUUCCUCCAUGCUCGAGAUGACACGGAAGCGACACCUUUGAUUCUCGCCACUCUCGGCGGGAAUCUCGAGAUGGUGAAGCUUCUGGUGUCGAAAGGAGCAAAUAUCACUGAUAGAAAUUGGCACGGCCACUCAUCCCUCCAGUAUGCCUGCUCUAAGGGCCACCGGGACAUUGUGGAGUUCCUCCUGGAUAAAGGAGCGGAUGUCAAUGUGCGGGACGAUCGCAGUGACACUUGUCUCCAUCGACUGGCCUCCACUGGACGACGAGACAUCAUGGAAAUGAUCCUCAAAACUCCCCAGCGAAUUGAUCUCAAUGCCCAGAAUCGCGAAGGUGACACGCCACUUCAUCUCGCCUGCCAGGAAAAGCAGCUGGAGUGCGUGGCACUGCUGGUGGAGUCCGGAGCCUCUGUCCACAUUCUCAACAAGGAGAAAAAGUCUCCGCUGGACUACUGCACAACGCUGGUGCGUCGGGAGAUCCUGGAAAAGCUGAAUCUGGCCGAAACGCCUGCGUCAUCUUAA